CGCACCUCACUUCCUCCUCACGCGAUAACAAACUCCUUGCUCAAGAAGACUUGUCUCCUCUACACGACAAAAAUAUGCCGGCCUUCCUGAGAACUCUGGCCAGCCGCGCUGCUCCAGCCCUGCGCCAGCAAACCAUGAUUCAGAGGGCGCAUUACGCCACCGAACCUAUCUCCUCCAAACCUGCCAAGGGAAAGAUUGGGGUUGUUGAGACCAUCGUUGGACUUGGCAUGCUCUCCCUGGCCAUCCUGGGACCAUCUGGAUGGGUCCUGAUCAACAUGGAGAACUACAAGAAUAAGCAGUGAAAAGAAUAUUUUAACAGUUUGGUGUUUUUAGUGUCCUCUCUCCAGUCAAACCAGGGACCAUAACCAUUCAUGUUCUGCAAAGAGCAAGUUUUCCAGAAAGAGACUAAUGUCUUACGGACUGUUCCCCUACACACCUCAGAUACAAACCCACUGACCCCAAAAACACUGACUAUAAUGUAUUUAAAAUUAUAUGUACAACUUCCCUGAUGGAGUAUGUUACUUGAUUAAAUUUUAAACUUAA
Messenger RNA from Solea solea (common sole), 543 nucleotides. Its product is annotated as cytochrome c oxidase subunit 8B, mitochondrial. Gene Ontology annotation, cellular component: mitochondrion. Gene Ontology annotation, biological process: mitochondrial electron transport, cytochrome c to oxygen. The transcript has 2 exons. The record is from RefSeq and is a predicted model, not a curated record. Bases 75 to 302 code for a protein of 75 amino acids. Lineage: Eukaryota; Metazoa; Chordata; Actinopteri; Pleuronectiformes; Soleidae.